UCUUACAGAUUUUUGUUUUUAGAAUCUCGAUCGUAAAAAUCAAUCGAAAGCUUCUUGUGAAAUUUCUGUAUCCGGUUAUGGAGAUGGAGCGCGUUACCGAGUUUCCUUUGGGUCCUGUGGAUCUCCGGCCAAGAAAACGGCAGCGACUUGGUUGGGAUGUUGGUCCUCAGGUUACUAAGGCUCAGCUAGGAUUGUUUUGUGGACAAGAUGUUGGAAAUGUUGCCAGCUUUGCACCUGCAUGGGCGCCCUCGGACUCUAUUAGUUCAACCCUUGUUAAGCAUGGUGGUCGAAAUGGUUCUCCGCCAUGGCGCAAAGAUGAUAAAGAUGGGCAUUAUGUGUUUGCAGUUGGAGAUAAUUUAACUUCUCGCUAUAAGAUUCAUGGGAAAAUGGGAGAAGGUACAUUUGGCCAAGUGUUAGAAUGCUGGGACAAGGAAAGGGAGGAAAUGGUUGCUGUUAAAAUUGUCCGAGGGAUAAAGAAAUACCGUGAGGCAGCUAUGAUAGAAAUUGAUGUGCUUCAACAGCUUGGUAAACAUGAUAAAGGUGGCAAUCGUUGUGUGCAAAUAAGGAACUGGUUUGACUAUCGUAACCAUAUCUGUAUCGUUUUUGAGAAGCUUGGACCAAGCUUAUAUGAUUUUCUACGCAAAAACAAUUAUCGCUCAUUUCCCAUUGAUCUAGUUCGCGAAAUUGGCCGACAACUCUUGGAAUGUAUAGCAUUUAUGCAUGAUCUGCGCUUAAUACACACCGACUUGAAGCCUGAGAAUAUCCUUCUAGUGUCUCCCGAAUACGUCAAGGUUCUUGAUUACAAGGGUUCAUCAAGGUCUCCGAAAGAUAGUUCUUACUCCAAAAGAGUUCCGAAGUCUAGUGCUAUCAAGGUGAUCGAUUUUGGUAGCACGACAUAUGACCGUCAUGGACAGAGCUAUGUAGUGUCUACACGUCAUUAUCGUGCCCCGGAAGUUAUCUUAGGGCUUGGAUGGAGUUAUCCAUGUGAUAUAUGGAGUGUAGGUUGCAUCCUGGUUGAGCUUUGCUCGGGUGAGGCGUUGUUCCAAACACACGAGAAUUUGGAACAUCUUGCAAUGAUGGAAAUGGUCCUCGGUGCAUUGCCUCAACACAUGUUGAAGAAAGCAGACCGACAUGCAGAUAAGUAUAUAAGAAAGGGUAGGCUGGACUGGCCGGAGGGUGCCACCUCCAGAGGAAGCGUUGAAGCCGUUUUGAAACUACCUCGUCUUCAGGUUCCCAAUGCAGAACUUGAUCAUGCAACAUGUAGACCAUUCAGCGGGCGAUCUCAUUCAUUUGUUACAAGGGCUUCUUAGGUACGAUCCUUUGGACAGACUAACAGCACGUGAGAGUCUAAGACAUCCGUUCUUCACCCGAGAUAAUCUUAGACGGUAUUAAGCAGUUGGGCCCAAAACGUUCAUGUUAGCCGCAGUUCUCUUGCAAGUUGCACAUUUCUCGUGGGCAAGUAGCAAGUAUAUGCAUUGACGUCCAGGUCAACUUCUCGAAUGCACAUAGUAAACCCCUUAUGAAGGAGAUGGUUCCGUGACCGAUGGGUAUUAAUUCCGACACGAUCCGAGCUGCUGAGAUGGUUCAGACUCUAUUGUCGGCACCAAGCACACGACAACAAACCGGUAAAAUUCCCGUUGCGAUCCUCGUGGUGUCGGGACCAGUAAAUAGCAAUUGUAAUUUAAUUUUUAAUUUGCUUGAUAUGCAACAAUACAUGUGUUUUGGAAGGAUAACAUUGGUCGGUCUCCAUUCAAGAAGUUGUGAAUCUAAUUGGUUUGUUCGUUA
Cynara cardunculus var. scolymus (artichoke) is the source of this 1785-nucleotide messenger RNA. RefSeq names its product serine/threonine-protein kinase AFC2-like. Bases 78 to 1310 code for a protein of 410 amino acids. The record is from RefSeq and is a predicted model, not a curated record. The transcript is spliced from 12 exons. Gene Ontology annotation, cellular component: nucleus. Gene Ontology annotation, biological process: protein phosphorylation. Lineage: Eukaryota; Viridiplantae; Streptophyta; Magnoliopsida; Asterales; Asteraceae. Gene Ontology annotation, molecular function: ATP binding; protein kinase activity.